AUGGAAAGAGUAAGGAAAUCGCACAUCUGGCGCAGAAGCAAUGAAACGGUAAGCGACGAUGAUACCGACGAAUACCUCGCAGCCAUGAAGAAAGUCCAGAAUCAGAGUAAGAAGAUGUCGAACGAGAGUGGAGUAAAGUCUCCAAGAGCGCGGCAUAGAAGUCGUCCUUCAGAUAUUCUGGGAAUUAUGGAAGGUGUAAGCGGUUGUAAGAGCAAUCUACAGCAGGCUACGCGAAUCAGCAUCGUUGCCUCUAUGGUCCCAGACGAGAUCAUCUACUACCACUGGGAUCGCAACAUCAGAAGCUACGAGACGGCACUGAUGUUCAUCGACGUAUCUGGUUUUACGGACCUCUGUGAGAGCUAUACCAGACCAGGCCGUGGCGGUCCGUCUAGGCUAACCCAAGUCCUGAACUCUUACAUUGGCGCCAUGAUUCAAGAGAUCCUCAUGCACAACGGGGACAUCCUUAAUUUUUCUGGAGACGCUUUUCUUACCAUGUGGAAGAAGACACCAAAGGUGACGAUGCAAAAUAUUGUGCACACCGCCAUCGACUGUGGCCUCUUAAUACAGAAGAACUAUGAAAACUUUGUCACUGACACUGGAGUUGUUUUAAAAGUUAAAAUAGCGAUAUCCGCUGGCUUGUCCCACUUUUCCAUAAUCGGCGGGGAAGGCAAGGACACUCAAUCUCACUACGUUAUAGUCGGACAGCCCGUGUGGGACGUGAAGAUGGCCGAAUAUAUGAGUACAGCUGGUGAUGUGCUCACAUCAGCUAGUGCCUGGAUGUAUGUGAACGAAACGGAGUAUUGCACCCAGCGUUGCCGAGAUGGAAGGCACACAAAGGUCUUGGGUAUAGGUGCUACCUGGAAAAGAGUAGAAAAUCCCCUGAAUACUUUUGGUAGCGUGCACAAAGAUUCUUAUUCAAUAUUUCCUGCAACGCAAAACAGUGAAAACGAGAGAGAAGAUCCCGAGGAAAAAUAUUUCAAAGGAUUUUCUCUUACAGAUCCAUAA
This is a messenger RNA of Chilo suppressalis (striped riceborer), 1005 nucleotides long. NCBI's taxonomy places the organism in Eukaryota, Metazoa, Arthropoda, Insecta, Lepidoptera, Crambidae. The record is from the annotation of a GenBank genome assembly.